AUUGUACACUGACAACAGGGAGGGUUUGGAAAACAUUCGACGACACAGUAGAUUUCCCUGACCAAUACGAUUAGACGGAUAGAUACUCGCGGAUGCAGGAGCCGAAUAAACAAAGACGUUAUACUAUAAAUUGACAAACGGCUUACCUACCCCAUGACAAAGCACAGAAAAUUCAAAGAAAUUUCAAGAACGCACUCUCCGUCAUACUUAACGUCGCCAGCACCAAACAAGCAUGGGCAUGGCUAUUGCCGGACAUACAUUAUAGAUGUGAUUACAGUACACCCGUGCACAGCAGAGAUGGCUUUCAGCGUUUCCACGGAUCUGGUCCAAGCAUUCGUCAUCCUCGUGUUCAUUGAUGCAUUGCGUACCGGCAUCGUCUACGGUGAUUAUGCGGACAUGGAGGGGCACAAUACCACACAGCAUCUGGAUGCGUCUGUUUUGAAAGGCCCUUUCAACUUCCACCACAUUGCCGACGCCGACAACCCUGGUCAAAGGUUGCUGGGAGGCAUUGCGAUGACAGCUGUGAUGUUCCUGGGCGUGGCCUUAAUGGGGGUGCUGUUCCUGGUGGUGAUACCCCGCUGCAAGAAAUGUCACGGCAAAGAAAGCAGCCAAUACGGCCCUCUCUAUAACGAGAACAUAACCGCCACCAUGAACUUAGUCAGUGUGAAGACUGUUUGACGUGUGCCUUAUAAACAUUGCACCAGAACUAUGCAGAACAUGCUCGCUCUUUCCAACAGGCACUUGAAACUAUUCUCAGCAAUACAUAUACAGUUCAACAUUCCAUGAUAGUCAUGUACGUGAAACUCCGUUAAUGCGUUGAUCGCAUGAAUAUAGAAUAUAUAUUGAUAUAAAAAUAUAAUGCCUAGGAGUGUGGAUAUAUUUGAUAUUAAAAGCCCCGAGGGUGCGAUGCCAUUUACUAUCAUUUUACUACUUUUGACAGUUUCUUUCCAGUAGUAGUUUAAAAAAACAGUGAUCUGCAACGCAUUGUGAUGCCAUUUUUCACCCUAGCGAUAUCUACUGUGGACGUCAGUUUGGGAUGAUGAGAACUUUUAUACCACAUGCGUACAUUGUACUACAGACAUUGAUAUGGCACUCCGUGUCUUCCAUGUCACCUUUGAUCUACGGAUUACUACUUGUAUUUUAGGUUUAGUGUGCUCAUCAAGUUCUAUAACUACAGUAAACUACGGUUAUAACGAACUCAAAGGGACUACUAUUUUUAGUUCGUUAUAACCGUAGUUCGUUAUAAGCAUAUAUACAGCAUAACUACAGCAAAUAGUCGGGACUAAAAAGUUAGUUCGUUAUAUCCGUCAGUUCGUUAUAAGCGUGUUCGUUAUAACCGGAGUUUACUGUAGUUUCAUUUUACAAUUAGGUCCCUGGUGAAUCCGAAUAUUUCUAGGAAUACUCAGAAGGGCGAGACGGCUGAGACUAAAAUAAAGUCACAGUGACAAGGCGGUCGUAUAUCCCAUAUUUCAUACAGACAUAUCAUGAUAGUAGCAUUACGUUUGGAGCAGGGUGUCAGGCUAUGUCAAAGCGCCACUUUCAUCUUAACAACAGUCUAUACUAUGGUUCAUGUGUACGUCAUACGAUUGCUUCAUUCUCACAGGGCAUCAGUCCCAAAUAGAUGAUAUUCGGUUGGUGCUGUAGGAGACUUAUGGUGCCCGGACAUCAUCUGAUAGUACCCGCGCAACGUGACAAUACAUUCACAGUACUCUUGGCAUUAUGAAUAUGACUUGAUGUGUCUGACCUUGUGAGCUUUGUGACCGCGUGUUUACGUGUUGACAACUUAUUAUGUUAAUGUUAUCAAUAUAUAUUCAACAUGUCGCGUAUGCUUUUGUUUUUGUGAUCGUAUUAUAUGUACACGAAAUAAACACAAAUUGAAAUGUUA
Molecule: messenger RNA, 1885 nt
Organism: Haliotis rufescens (red abalone)
Lineage: Eukaryota; Metazoa; Mollusca; Gastropoda; Lepetellida; Haliotidae
Exons: 4
Coding region: 154-678 (174 amino acids)
Source: RefSeq, a predicted model, not a curated record